Molecule: messenger RNA, 944 nt
Organism: Vicugna pacos (alpaca)
Lineage: Eukaryota; Metazoa; Chordata; Mammalia; Artiodactyla; Camelidae
Source: RefSeq, a predicted model, not a curated record
AUGGAACAAAGGAGGAAUGUGACUGAGUUUGUCCUCUUGGGGCUCACUCAGAGCCCCCAGGGUCAGAAAAUAUUAUUUCUUGUGUUCUUGCUCAUCUACAUGGUGACAAUGGUGGGCAACCUCCUCAUUGUCGUGACUGUGGUGGUCAGCCCAACCCUGGAUUCCCCUAUGUACUUCUUUCUUGGCUACUUAUCAUUUAUGGAUGCUGUUUAUUCUACUACAUUCACCCCAAAUAUGAUUAUAGACUUAUUAAGUGAGAAGAAAACCAUUUCAUUCCAAGCUUGCAUGACCCAGCUUUUUAUAGGGCAUUUAUUGGGUGGUGCUGAGGUUUUACUCUUGGUGGUCAUGGCUUAUGACCGCUAUGUGGCCAUCUGUAAACCUUUGCAUUAUUUGACAAUCAUGAAUCAGCGAGUGUGCGUACUGCUGCUGCUGUUGGCCUGGGUUGGUGGGUUUUUACAUGCUUUAGCUCAUCCUCUCUUUGUUUAUAACCUUCCCUUCUGUGGCCCCAAUGUCACUGACCACUUCGUCUGUGACAUGUACCCUUUGUUAAAACUUGCCUGCUCUGACACCUACCCUAUUGGCCUCACUGUGGUUGCCAAUGAUGGGGCAAUCUGUGUGGUCAUCUUUAUGCUCUUACUCAUCUCCUAUGGGGUCAUUCUGCACUCCCUGAAGAAUCUUAGUCAGGAAGGGAGGCACAAAGCUUUAUCCACCUGUGGCUCCCACAUUACUGUGGUUGUCUUCUACUUUGUCCCCUGCAUUUUUAUGUAUGUGAGACCGCCUUCUACCUUACCCAUUGAUAAAUCCUUGACAGUGUUUUAUACCAUUAUCACCCCUAUGUUGAACCCUCUAAUCUAUAGUCUGAGAAAUGGAGAGAUGAAAAAUGCCAUGAAAAAGCUCUGGGCAAGUGUAAGAAACUGAGUUGUCAGGGAUAGAUAUAGAUAUAG